UAAAUUAAAUAUCAUUAAUGAUAAAUAUAUAUAUAACUAUUUACAGUAUAUUAAAUUAUAUAAUAAAGUUAUUCAACUAAAUAAAACAUAAUAUCACAAACACCCAAGUAUAAAUAUAAAUAAAUAUAAAAAAUGAACUCUCAUUCAAACUCACAACAAGCACAUCUUCAGCAACAACAAGUGUACUCACCAAUAGUACUAACAUCAACACAUAGGCAAGAUGUACAGGAAAAAUAUCAGUUUAGUUACGAAAUUGGUUCUGGUACAUAUGGUAUGGUUUAUAAAGCGGAUGAUAAAAAAAGACCAACAAAUAAGGUGGCUGUAAAAAAAUUUAGAAGUACAAAAGAAGGUGAAGGUUUAUCUUUAACUGCAUAUAGAGAAAUUGGAUUAUUAAAAGAAUUAUCAAACGAAAAUAUAAUUAAAUUAUUAGAUGUUUGUUUAAAUCCCAAAGAUAAACUAUUAUAUUUAAUUUUUGAUUAUGCAGAAUUUGAUUUAUUUGGUAUAAUAAAAUAUCACAGAGAAAAUCAAUCACAUUUUUCAGAUGUUACAAUAAAAUCCUUGAUAUGGCAGGUUUUAAAUGGUAUGCAUUAUUUACAUAGUAAUUGGGUAAUCCAUCGUGAUUUAAAACCAAGUAAUAUUUUAGUAAUGGGUGAGGGUAAAGAAGUUGGUACUGUAAAGAUUGGUGAUUUUGGUUUAGCUAGAAUUUUUCAAUCACCACUAAAACCAUUAAAUGAAAAUGGUGUAGUAGUAACCAUUUGGUAUAGAUCCCCAGAACUAUUACUUGGAUCAAAACAUUAUACAAGAGCAGUUGAUAUUUGGGCUAUAGGAUGUAUUUUUGCAGAAUUAAUUACAACUAAACCACUAUUCCCAGGUAAAGAAAAAGAUCCUAAAAUACCAUCACUCUUCCAAGACGAUCAGGUGGAUAAAAUUGUUAAAGUUUUAGGUAAACCAACAUUAGAAAUGUGGCCUGAUGUCAAACAUUUACCAGAAUGGAAAAGGAUUUCAAAUAUGGAACCAUACCCAAAUACUUUAGCAAAAUGUGUGGGAAUCGACGAAAAAAGCAAUGCAUACGACUUACUAUCAAAAAUGAUACUAUAUGAUCCAUCAAAAAGAAUAACUGCCUCAGAAGCAUUAGAUCAUCCAUAUUUUAAAGAACAACCAUUACCAAUGGCAAAUGCUUUUGCAAAAUCACCAAUACCCUACCCACAUAGAUUACCAAUAAAUAAGAAAAAAAGAGAAUUUGACGAUUAA
Messenger RNA from Dictyostelium purpureum, 1251 nucleotides. RefSeq names its product protein serine/threonine kinase. The record is from RefSeq and is a predicted model, not a curated record. NCBI's taxonomy places the organism in Eukaryota, Evosea, Eumycetozoa, Dictyosteliales, Dictyosteliaceae. Gene Ontology annotation, biological process: protein phosphorylation. Gene Ontology annotation, molecular function: RNA polymerase II CTD heptapeptide repeat kinase activity; ATP binding; cyclin-dependent protein serine/threonine kinase activity. Gene Ontology annotation, cellular component: nucleus; mediator complex. Bases 133 to 1251 code for a protein of 372 amino acids. The transcript has 4 exons.